GGGAGAGGAGGAUAGUAUACUGCCUUUACAUCAGACAUGAUAGUAUACAGGGCAGUGGAGAGGAGGAUAGUAUACUGCCUUUACAUCCGACAUGGUCGACUAGUGAGUGGGUCAAUGCCGGACCAGGCCAUCUUUUUCAGUCCAAAUGUGUUCAAUAUAUUGUAUAACAUUCUUCUAUGCGUGUUGUAAAGCUAAAACAUAGUAAAACAUGAAUUUACUUCAGAUUGCCUAUGGGUAAAUUAGUUCUUAUAACCUGAUUAGAAUAUAUUAACAUACUUUUUUAUUUAAUAUGUCCUAAAUGACAGUUUCUUAAUUUAGAUAGGCUAAUAAAGUAUUGUAAUUUUCAUCCCUGUGGGAUUUCUCUCAUUUAUUAUUUCUACGCAACAAACUUCUGCUCAGUUCCUCUACAAACUUUUACCAUUCUUGAGUUACUCCAAUAGGUAUAGUAGUUUUUGCAGAUAUAGUUUUUCUUCACUCACUGGUUCUUAUUGUCGCCCUCUCUUGCUUAAAAACAACAUUACAUCCUGGUUGUCUCAUCGUGCAUGGCCAUACUUUAGAUGAGGUUGUCAUAGCAAAAACUCGGUGUCAGUGUGAAAAUAAUUUCUGUAUUGAGCAAUAUGCAGGAAAUACAACUUUUUCACAAUGAGGGGAAUCUUGACACAAUCAUGCCACAAGGGAAGAGAAUAAAGAACAGAUCAUAUUCAAUUGGGGUUUCGAGCUCUCAGUUGUAUAAAAAAAAACAAUGGUACCAUACUGAAUAAAGGCUGCAGUACUUUAGAAUCAGUGAAAAUGUUAUCAUUAUCAACCCCUGUGGAGUAAACACAGUAUUUCAUUGCACUUAACAGGCCAUUUCUGCAUCACUAUUGGCUGGUUUAUGGGUAGCCAGAGGUCACAGUCUCGGUCUCUUCUGUUCUUUAACCUUGUUUCUUCACACAUCCUGAAACACAGCCCACUCUCACAGUGAGUGCUCUGUCUCCUCCCAAUGCACAAUUUGAACUCUUAAUGUGCAAAUGGAAUUGACAAAAGGCAGAAAGCAUGGACAUGUUAACGGUCUCUUUUACUGCACAUUGGGGAAAUGAAUAAAUGUAUAAAUAUAUUGGAGAAAUGGAAAGGUGAGGUUGGAGAGAUGGGGAUUAGCCAACCUCUCCAUUCAUGAGUAUUAUAUGUGUUAGGACAUUAUUUAGAACAUUACAGAGUGAUGGCCCGCCCUGAAAUAAAUAAUCUCUUAUGACCUUUAAUCAUCACCUGUACGACUUCAGAACCUGUAGUAUUUGUAAAUGUAAAACUGGAUAGCAAAAUGUAAUGCCCAGCUCCUAAAUGUAUAGUCUCACUCAGGUGACAUAAAUGUAUGGCUUCCCUUUCUUUUUUUAACUUCAUCCUUCCCCAAGCAGUUUCAGUAUAUUCUCAUGGUAGACCAGUGUCUCACUCUCACUCACUCACUGACUGGUUCUGGGGAGUGGAGAUAGGUGGAACUCACUGGCGCUGAUGUAGCUGUCAUCAGUUUGGUCCAUCUUCCUCCUACAACACAGCAGAACUGACAGAAAAUAAUCCUCACUUGCCUUUAUUAUUUUCGACUAUGAUGAGUCCUUUCCCAACAAUACAGAGUUACCGGGAUCGGACCCCCUUUUUUUCCCCUUCAAAUUUCGCCUAAAAUGACAUACCCAAAUCGAACUGCCUAUAGAUCUGAAGCAAGGAUAUGCAAAUUCUUGAUACCUUUGGAAAGGAAACACUUUGAAGUUUGUGGAAAUGUGAAAUUAAUGUAGGAGAAUGUAACACAUUAGAUCUGGUAAAAGAUAAGAUACUGGGGCGAAGGUUCACCUUCCCUAAGCACACAGACAAGACAACACAAGAGUGGCUUCGGGACAAGUCUCUGAAUGUCCUUGAGUGGCCCAGCCAGAACCCGGACUUGAAACCGAUCAAACAUCUCUGGAGAGACCUGAAAAUAGCUGUGCAGUGACGCUCCCCAUCCAAUGAGCUUGAGAGGAUCUGCAGAGAAGAAUGGGAGAAACUCCCCAAAUACAGAUGUGCCAAGCUUUUAGCGUCAUACCCAAGAAGAUUCGAGGCUCUAAUCACUGCCAAAUGUGCUUCAACAAAGUACUGAGUACUUAUGUAAAUGUGAUAUUUCACUUUUUUACUUUUAAUACAUUUGCAAAAAUGUCUAAAAACCUAUUUUUGCUUUGUCAUUAUGCGGUAUUGUGUAUAGAUUAGCGAGGGAAAAAAAUAAUUUAAUCAAUUUUAGAAUAAGGCAGUAACAUAACAAAAUGUGAAAAAAGUCAAGGGGUCUGAAAACUUUCCGAAUGCACUGUAUAUGGGUUAGAAUGAUGUUGUCUGAUUUUUAGUCUGUGACCCAUGUGUUGUUUUUUUAAUAGCAUUUAUGAAUUGGUACCUCGUUGCAUGUUUUAAAGUGACUGUUUAUAACGUAUAGGUCUGUGAAAGUUGUAUUGCCUUGUUGCAGUGUCACAACUUAAUUGGCACAGUAUGUUUCAACAUUUGUGCAGACACUUAUGCCAAUGUCUCUGUGCGCCAGUAGAGGCUGGUGGGAGGAGCUAUAGGAGGACGGGCUGGUAUGGAAUAAAUAGAAUGGAGUCUAACGUGUGUUUUCCAUAUGUUUGAUACCGUUCCAUUGAUUCCAUUCCAGCCAUUACAAUGAGCCCAAAACGCAGAAAGCGUGAACAUGUUAGUACUUCAGGGACUGCAAAUGGUCAGACAUCAGUCUCUGUCUCUCUCUCUCUCUCUCUCUGACUGGUUCUCGGGAGUGGAGUUAGAUGGAACUCGGUGGCGCUGUAGCUGAGGUCAUCAGUUUGGUCUGUCUUCUUCCUACACCACAACAGAACUGACAGAAAAGCAUCCACACAAGAUCUCAGAGCUAACCCCUGACCUGAAAGAGAUGGAUGGAUGGGACAAACCUGUAGGGUCCUCUGUAGGGGCCAUGAUGUCCAAAGACAAUGGCAGCACCCCCACAUCACCUCUGGCCAACCGGUCCUGUGCGGACCUGAAGUGCUAUAUGGUUCUGUUCGAGGCGGAGAAGACAGCCAUCGGCUCCAUCUGUUUCCUGGCCGGACCCUUCACUUUCCUGGAGAAUGCUUUGGUCCUGGGUGUGAUCGCCGCCACGGCCUCCCUGCGCCAGCGCCCCUCCUACCUCUUCAUCGGCAGCCUGGCCCUGGCUGAUGUCUUUGCCAGCUGCUUCUUCACCACCAGCUUCCUGGACUUCCACCUGUUCCACCGCCUUGAUGGUCCCAUCGCCUACCUCUUCAAGCUGGGCGGGGUGACGAUGGCUUUCACCGGCUCGGUGGGAAGUCUUCUGCUGACUGCUCUGGACCGCUAUCUGUGUAUACAUCAGGCGUCGAGUUAUAAAGUGGUGUUGACGCGCCGCAGGGCCCUGUUGGCUCUCCUUGCCCUGUGGAGCGCCACCAUCCUCAUCUCCUUCCUCCCUCUGAUGGGCUGGAUGUGCCCCACAGGGCUCAGCCCACCCUGCUCUCGCCUCUUCCCAUACAUCGACCACCGCUACCUGGCCUGCUGGGUCAGCUUCAUCCUGGUGCUGCUGACACUCAUCCUGAGCGCCUACGCUCUGAUCCUGUGGAGGGCCAAUCGGCAUGAGGCCUCCAUGACGGGCCUCCAGGGGGCGCCUACCGGUGGUCAGGCCCGCAUGCGGCUGGACAUCCGAUUGGCACGUACCCUGGGCCUGAUUCUGCUCAUAAUGGUGGGCUGUUGGCUGCCGACCCUCUCCUUCAUGCUGGCAGAUAUCUCGGUGCAGCUCACACACACCCAGCAGAGGGCCUUUGCUUUCUGCAGCACCAUGUGCCUGGUCAACUCAGCCGUCAACCCACUGCUGUAUGCCCUGCGCUGCCGGGAGCUGAGGGUGGCACUGAUGCGGCUGUUGGGGGGCCUGAGUGAGGGGCUGGGGUGCUGCCAGAGGCACGUAGGGAGAGACUCGACCACUACCCUUCCCUUAGGCGAGGGCAACAGCUGUAGCGCGCACUCCGAGAGUGAGGCGCCCAGACUCGUUAGCUGCCGACCGAACACAGUCUCAGAAAUGGUUGGCAAGCAGCAGCUGGACAUGACUGGAAAAUGAGAAGGGGUGAGAGGCUUACUGUAUAUCAGGGUUAUUGUAGUGGAGUGUUGUGAACUUGUGUUUCUUCUGUUGUGUUCAUAGUGAUGAGGAGGUAAUGUCUCUAAAAUGAACUGUGAUAACAGGGACUAAAACAAAGAUAUAGACCAUGUUACCAUAAAUUGUGUUGACCCACCUACAAGCCAAGUCACUACGAGAUAAUAUUAUUUUAUUAUUUGUCCAAGGGACACGUUUUUUUUACAUGGUUUUUACAAACCAGUAGAAAUUAGGGGAAUUAUCCCAAAUUAACACCUUUGGGAAAACAACAGCAUUGUUAAUGUUGGCAGUGCAAAUGUAGAUAGCUAUGUGUAUCCUAUGCUUGUUUUAGCUUGAGUGUUUGUCCUUUAGCGUCCAGAAGAGGAUCCUGCCGUGUUCCCAUCUGCACAUAUACACCUGUCCUGAACAGAGGCCCUAUGGAUUGCAAACAAUGUUCUCCACAUGUGACUGUGAGCAGUGUCGAGAUCAGAGGUGUAGGCAAGGCAGAGCCUGAGUGGGUCCACUCAGGAAAAAAAAAGAGGUCCACUCAGAUUUUGAUUUGUUAUUAUUAUUAUUUAUUUUUUUAAAUGUAAUGCUCUUUACUUGUCAGUGUUCCAAAUGGGAUAUUAUGUAUUUUACCUAAAUAUGCAAACAUAGCAAGCAGUGCACUGGGUUAGUCAGAUUUGAUUAAAUAUAACAAAACAGAUGACCUGGAAUGACAUCACUUGCCAAAAAGAACUAACUGAAAGCCAUACCCCCAAUGAGCAACGAAUAUGACUGCAUUGAGGCAUAUGUCACUGUGCUUCUAUGGCUAUAUGCACCAUGCCACUACCUAUUUCAUUUGUUCAUUUAGCAAACAAGACAGCUCAAAAUCCAGCGCCUUUAUCACAUUCUACACACCUAUAUUUUCGUUUUAAUUUAAAAUUAAAAAUCCUACAUUUUCUCUCAGCCUCAUGGGAAAAUGUGUAGAAUAGCAUUAGAUGAGCUAAUAAAAAGGCACAUAAACCUCUAAACCCUAUGGCAAAAUGUGUAAAAUAAAAUUGGGGGCCCAGACAUAUUUCUACAGGCCCAACCAACAACAUAUUUCUGGCUACGCCACUGGUUGAGAUGAGUGGGGCACUGGUUGAGAUGAGUGGGGCACAGGUCAGAAAGAUAGAGAGUCACACAACACAGAGACUAGAACACUCUUUUCUAUAGAACACUAUAAAUAGAAACUAUAGUUCACAAGUCAUUUUAGUAGAUCAAUCACAAAACAAUCAAACACAAAAGGUAGAUGUUUUGUCUUGUUAUCGAAAUAACAUUUUAUGUGUCACAAGCUUCUUAAACAACAGGUGUAGACUAUCAGUGAAAUGCUUACCCACGGGUCCUUUUCCAACAAUGCAGAGUUAAAGAGAAAAAUAGAAAUAGUGAUAUGAGGAAUAAAUACACAGUGAAUAAUGAAUAACAAUAACAAGUUAAAACUCUAAGCCAAACUGCACUGCUGCUAAGACAAUUUGGUGUUUACUCUGCAGAAUUUGAAACAAAGUGUUGUGUGUUUAUAGUCCUCCCCCUCCCUCAAGAGGACAAUCCUUCUGAACACAGAUGACAGCCUGAAGACAGGGAGUCUGCCAUUUCAGGUCAGAAAAUAGUGGGGGGAAAAGGACAGACAGCAUGGUUUAUGUGAGGGGGUGAGAUGGCAGAGACUAGAUAGAGAGACAGUCAUUUCUGGGUAACAAUUAAGUACCUUACUGUGAUUAUUUUCAAUUAAAAUGGUCAAAAAAACUCUGCAAAAAAAACCUCAGCAAAAAACAAAUGUCCCUUUUUCAGGACCCUGUCUUUCAAUUUGGAAAAAUCCAAAUAACUUCACAUCUUCAUUGUAAAGGGUUUAAACACAGUUUCCCAUGCUUGUUCAAUGAAAAAAACAAUUAAUGAACAUGCACCUGUGGAACGGUCGAUAAGACACUAACAGCUUACGGUAGACAAUUAAGGUCAGAGUUAUGAAAACUUAGGACAAUAAAGAGGCCUUUCUACUUACUCUGAAAAACACCAAAAGAAAAAUGCCCAGGGUCCCUGCUCAUCUGCGUGAACGUGCCUUAGGCAUGCUGCAAGGAGGCACGAGGACUGCAGAUGUGUCCAGGGCAAUAAAUUGCAAUGUCCGUACUGUGAGACGCCUAAGACAGCGCUACAGGGAGACAGGACGGACAGCUGAUCAUCCUCGCAGUGGCAGACCACGUGUAACAACACCUGCACAGGAUCGGUACAUCUGAACAUCACUCCUGCAGGACAGGUACAGGAUGGCAACAACAACUGCCCGAGUUACACCAGGAACGCACAAUCCCUCCAUCAGUGCGGGCUAGAGCCAUUCCCCCCAGAAAUGUCCGGGAACUUGCAGGUGCCUUGGUGGAAGAGUGGGAUAACAUCUCACAGAAAGAACUGGCAAAUUUGGUGCAGUCCAUGAGGAGGAAAUGCAUUGCAGUAUUUAAUGCAGCUGGUGGCCACACUUUUGAUUUUGACACCCCCCCUUUGUUCAGGGACACAUUAUUCAAUUUCUGUCAGUCACAUGGCUGUGGAACUUGAUCAGUUUACGUCUCAGUUGUUGAAUCUUGUUAGGUUCAUACAAAUAUUUACACAUGUUAAGUUUGCUGAAAAUAAAUGCAGCUGACAGUGGGAGGAAGUUUAUUUUUUUGCUGAGUUUAGAUGGGUUGUCUGACAGUGUCACAAAUUACAGUAUGUGCAGGCAUCGAUGUGGCCGGAACGACUCUGUGAUCUCACUCUCCGUACCAGAAAUGACUGGGUGAUCUCACUCUCCGUAGGCCAGACGGAAUACCAGGAUGCUUACUUAGUGCAUGUGCUGACCAGCUGGCAAUUGUCUUCACUGACAUUUUUAACCUCUGUCUUACCCAGGUUGUAAUACCUGCUUGUUUCAAGCAGACCACCAUAGUCCUCUCGCCCAAGAACGCCAAGGUAACCUCCCUAAAUGACUAUAGCCCAUGUAGCACUCACAGCUAUAGCCAUGAAAUACGUUAAAAGGCUGGUUUGGCUCACAUCAACACCAUCAUCCCAGAUAACUUAAAUUUGCAUACCACCCCAACAGAUCCACAGAUGACCAAUCUCUAUUGCACUCCACACUGCCCUCACCCACACGGACAAAAGGAAUACCUAUGUAAGAAUGCUGUUCAUUGAUUACAGCUCAGCAUUCAACACCAUAGUCCCCUCCAAGCUCAUCACCAAGCUCAGGACCAUGGGACGGAACAUCUCCCCCUGCAACUGGAUCCUGGACUUUCUGACGGGCUGCCCUCAGUCAUUGAGGGUAGGCAACAACACAUCUGCAACGCUGACCAUCAACAUGGGGGCCACUCAAGGGUGUGUGCUUAGUCCCCUCCUGUACUCCCUGUUCACCCACAACUGCGUGUUCACACACGACUCCCAACACCAUCAUCAAGUUUGCUGAUGACACGACAGUGGUAGGACUGAUCAACAACAACGAUGAGACAGCCUUUAGGGAGGAGGUCAGAGACCUGGCAAUGUGGUGCCAAGACAACAACUUCUACCUCAACAUCAGCAAGACAAAGGAGCUAAUCGUAGACUACAGGAAACAGAGGGGCAAGCACGCCCCCAUCCACAUUGAUGGGGCUGUAGUGAAGCGGGUCGAGAGUGUUCAAGUUCCUCUGUGUCUACAUCACUAAGGAAUUAACAUGGUCUAGACACACCGUUGUGAAGAGGGAACGACAGCGCCUCUCCCCCCUCAGGAGGCAGAAAAGAUUUGGUAUGGGCUCAAAAAGUUCUACAGCUGCGCCAUUGAUAGCAUCUUGACUAGCUGCAUCACCGCUUGGCAUGGCAACUGCAAGACACGGGACCAAAAGGCGCUACAGAGGGUGGUGAGUACGGCCCAGUACAUCACUAGGGGCAAGCUCUCUGCCAUUCAGGACCUUUAUACCAGGCGGUGUCAGAGGAAAGCCCAAAAAAUUGUCAAAGACUCCAGCCAUCCAAGCCACAGACUAUCUGCUACCGUACGGCAAGCGUUACCAUUGCACUAAGACUGGAACCAACAGGACCCCGAACAGCUUCUAUCCCCACAUCAUAAGACUGUUAAACAGGACUGCUAAAUAGCUAAUCAAAUGGCUACCCAGACCACCUGAAUUGUCCCUUUUUGAACUAAACUAUCAUGCACUGAUACACACUGGACACUACCUACACACAUACUUACACUCACACACACACACUAAAUAUGUCCAUGCACAACAUGCAUACUACUGAUUCACAUACGCUGCCACAUACAUAUCCUGUUGCUUAGUCACUUUACCCUUACCUAUGUGUACAUAGCUACCUCAAUUUCCUGGUACCCCUGCACAUCGACUCAGUACUGGUACUCCCUGUAUAUAGCCAUGUUAUUGUUAUUCACUGUGUAUUUAUUCCUUGUCUCACUAUUUCUAGUUUUACUUCUUUAUCUUUAACUGCAUUGUUGGGAAAAGACCUGUAAGUACGAAUUUCACUGUUAGUCAACACCUGUUGUUUACAAAGCACAAAGCAUAUGACAAAGAACAUUUGAUUUGAAGCAGUGCUUUGUUAUGAUUCUGAACAGUCAGAUAGCAAGCAACAACGACAAGAAGCUGCCAUGUGUGGAAUCGUAGGUUGCUCAUUUCAGCUAGUUGUAUUUUUAUUUAUUUAUUUUACCUUUAUUUAACUAGGCAAGUCAGUUAAGAACAAAUUCUUAUUUUCAAUGACGGCCUAGAAACAGUGGGUUAACUGCCUGUUCAGGGGCAGAACGACAGAUUUGUUUGUACCUUGUCAGCUCGGGGGUUUGAACUUGCAACCUUCCGGUUACUAGUCCAACACUCUAACCACCUCUUGUUCUUGAUACCAUGUCUUAUUUUGAGGUGUUUUGACUUAUUUCAUGUCAAUGUUAAUAUGGCUCAAAUUUGCCAGCUAGUUAACCAACAACUGUAAAAAUGUAUUUGAGAGACAAUAAGUGCUCAUUGUGCAAAUUUAUUUGUUUUCAAUAAACAUUUGGCGAUGAAAUAUAGUUUACAUGUUGUCAACAAUGUAAGCCAACCCCAUCUGUUUUGCCCCAUCGUUGCACAUGUGUCGGUUUUGUUGCUUAACAACCAACCCAUCUAUUGGUCUAUUAACUCAUUUAUCGCCUGGGGAUGUCACCAUGCAGGCAGGCCAAAACUUCAUCCCGGCAAAAGUGUAUUUUCAAACAGCUCUUACACUAAAGGAGCAUUAUCAUAAUUUGAAUAAUUUCACAGUAUUAUUCCAACCUCAGUGUGGAAAUAUAUAUAUAUAUAUGUGUAAAAUACACCAGGAAAUCAAGUUAUAUAUAAAAUACAUAAAAUAUAAAAUACACCAGGAAAUCAAGUUUUUGACUGCACUGGGCCUUUAAGGGAAUGUGGCACACAAGAUGACCACAAAUAAUUCAUCCAUGUCAAUACAUAAAGCAUGUCCCUCCCAGGUACUAGGGACCAGAAACCCAAUGGAUAACUCACUAAUGAUUUGACUUCAAUGUUUAUGUGUAACCAUACAUUAAAUGUUACACUCUGAAUAAAAAAUAUGAGAAUAAAUUAAUCUAAAAGGACACAUUCAAUUGCUCAGCAGAAAAAGAACACAAAGCCUGCAGAUCUACAUUGUGCUUGGCCCCAUUAACGCUUUGUGGGGGUGAAGUGAUAAAAUGUCAACUUGAUUCAUUUAACCGAGAGCCUCCUCAACUGUGCAUCACAUGAAUAAACGUGUCUGGUGUGUGCUUCAGUAUCACCCCUUCUAUCCACACACAGUGAGCUUGCAGCUACAACAUAUUGCCUCAGUGUCAGUGACCAUUGAGGGUCACUUUGACAAUGGUAGAGAUAUAAGCCAUGGGGAGAGACCUAUAAUGACAUGACAUGCUAAUGUCCAUCAUGCAAAAAUAAAUCUCCCCUGUGCAGAGGGCUCUAGGCUACAUGGUAUGCAAUGCAAUGUAUCAUUUCACCUGUAGUGUCACAAUGGACUCAGUAUGUCAUUAAAUGCAUCACAAUUA
This is a messenger RNA of Oncorhynchus nerka (sockeye salmon), 10073 nucleotides long. Its product is annotated as cannabinoid receptor 2-like. Gene Ontology annotation, molecular function: cannabinoid receptor activity. The record is from RefSeq and is a predicted model, not a curated record. The transcript is spliced from 3 exons. The coding region runs from base 2888 to 4072 and encodes 394 amino acids. Lineage: Eukaryota; Metazoa; Chordata; Actinopteri; Salmoniformes; Salmonidae. Gene Ontology annotation, biological process: adenylate cyclase-activating G protein-coupled receptor signaling pathway; regulation of metabolic process. Gene Ontology annotation, cellular component: cytoplasm; plasma membrane.